Vitis vinifera (wine grape) is the source of this 2392-nucleotide messenger RNA. RefSeq names its product cysteine-rich receptor-like protein kinase 15. The transcript is spliced from 7 exons. Gene Ontology annotation, molecular function: protein kinase activity; ATP binding. The coding region runs from base 166 to 2148 and encodes 660 amino acids. The record is from RefSeq and is a predicted model, not a curated record. NCBI's taxonomy places the organism in Eukaryota, Viridiplantae, Streptophyta, Magnoliopsida, Vitales, Vitaceae. Gene Ontology annotation, biological process: protein phosphorylation.
CUUCCAGCAAGAGGGAAGUUUCUUUGAAAUAUCUAAUACUUAGCCAAAGUUGGCCUCACCUUUUCUCAAAUCUUGGUAUGUUUGCUUGCCAUAUUUACACCUCACAGUUCUUCUUGAGCUUAUCCUAUUUCUUCAAUUUGUUCUUUAUGCUUUCUGGGAAAAGUUAUGACUAUGUGUUCCCAGAUUUUGAAGACCGACAAAGAACUUACUUUCAGCCAUGUUUUUCUGCUUCUGCCUCUGCUCCUUCUCAGUACUCCUGCCAUUGCACAACCUAUGUAUACAUUUUGUGACAGUGGAACCGGUAAUUACACAUCUAACAGCUCAUUUGAAAAUAACCUCAAGCACCUUCUCCAAUCUCUACCUUCCAAUACAUAUCUUACAUGUUUUAAUAUAACCUCCAUGGGAAUUGAUGCCAACCGGGUUUCUGGGCGAGCACUAUGUAGAGGGGAUGUCACUGAUAAGGUUUGCUGGAUUUGCUUGGAGAAUGCAAGCAGGGAAAUCAUGAAGGAAUGCAAGAGUCAAGAGGCAAUUAUAUGGUAUGAAUUAUGCCAAGUCCACUAUUCAUACCGGAUUCUGUCUGGUAUGGAUGCUUAUACUGGAAAGUAUCCACUGUGGAAUAAUCAGGAGAAAAACGUAUCAGAUCCACUAUCUUUUUAUGAAGUUUUGAAUGAUCUAAUGCGGAACCUAACAAUUAAGGCUGCACAGGGUCCUUCUAAGCUCAUGUUUGGGACUGACCAAGUCAAAUUUUCAAGGUCUGAUACCAUAUAUGGACUUGUACAGUGCACCAGGGAUCUAACUGUGGAUUCAUGCAGAAAGUGUUUGAGUUCUGCGUUAGGAGAUCUUAAGGCAUGCUGCUAUGGUCGGGGAGGUGGAACUAUUUUUAGCAGGAGUUGUAACAUGAGAUAUGGGUUGACUCGCUUUUAUGAUACUCCAUCUGUCAAAGGGGAAUGGAAGACAUGGAUGAUAGUGUUGGUCAUUUGUGUACCAACGUUUGCAGCGGCAGUUCUUGUUGGCUCCUGUGUUCUCUAUUAUAGGGGGAGGACGGGAACACAAAAUGAUGAGGAGAAAAGCCAACGUGCUCUGCUGCAUAAUUUGGCGACCCCCACUGCUGCUGCAAUUACACAAGAAUUCAAUUUACUCAGUUCUCAGGAAUUGCCCUUCAUGGAGUUGGCAACAAUCAGGGCAGCUACCAAUGACUUUUCAGAAUCAAACAAGCUCGGACAUGGCGGGUUUGGCACUGUUUAUAAGGGUGUUCUGCCAAAUGGAAAAGAGAUAGCAGUUAAAAGGCUAUCAAAGAAGUCAUGGCAAGGCAUAGAGGAGUUCAAGAAUGAGAUCAUACUAAUCGCAAAACUUCAACACAGGAACCUUGUCAGACUCUUGGGCUGUGGCACAGAGGGACAAGAAAAGCUGCUCAUAUAUGAGUUCAUGCCCAACAAAAGCCUUGAUAUCUUUAUAUUUGAUGCAGAUAAAAGGCAACAACUCAAUUGGGAGAUAUGCCAUAACAUUAUUGAUGGUAUCGCCAGAGGACUUCUUUACCUUCAUGAGGACUCCCGGCUUAAAAUCAUUCACAGGGAUCUAAAGCCUAACAAUGUUCUAUUGAACCAUGAUAUGGUUGCAAAGAUAUCAGAUUUUGGCAUGGCAAGGAUUUUUGGUGAAAAUCAAAAUGCAGCUAAUACUCGUAGAAUUGUAGGAACAUACGGAUACAUGGCUCCUGAGUAUGCAAUGGAGGGAAUGUUCUCUAUGAAAUCUGAUGUAUUCAGCUUUGGUGUCAUCUUGCUUGAGAUCAUCAGUGGGAAAAGAAAUAGUGGCUUCCACCUCACAGGACAUGCUCACACACUCCCAGCAUAUGCAUGGAAACUAUGGAAUGAAGGAAAAGGAUUGGAAUUUGUACACCCUUUGCUGACAGAAUCAUGCCCCACAGAAGUUGUUCUGAGAUGCAUCCAUAUUGGGCUUUUGUGUGUUCAGGAAAAUCCAGCAGACAGACUGACAAUGUCGUCUGUGGUUGUUCUGUUGGAAAGUAAAUCAAUGGCUCUUCCUGAACCAAAACAACCACCAUUCUCUGUUGGCAUAGCUAUUCAGUUUAAUCAAUCUCCCACAACACCUCUCUCUGUAAACGAGCUUGCUGUUUCUAGUUUUCUGCCACGGUGAUAGCAACAAGCACUCCCAGUUCUUUCUACUGCUGGUCAUUGUUCUAUCAAUUUCCAAGAAAUUUUAAAUAUCAGUUUCCAUUGAUUGUGAUUUACUUUUAUAUGGCAUGUAACAAUAUCUAGUAUUACCCCUCCAAUAGAUAUCCUCAGUUCCAAUUUCUAUCUUAAAUUUUGAAGGAGGAUUCUUCCCCUUUGUAGCAUUUCUUCAUAUUGUUAUACAACUUCUAAACAAUUCUUACAUAUAA